AUGUCUUAUGGCGGAAUGCCAAGUGCCGAGCAGUACCAGCAUCAGGGACAAUAUUAUCAAGCUGAAAAGAAAAUCAACAAUGGAACGAUCAUUUCAACUUUGAACAGGAAAAAUAUUCUCCUGAAGAGCAGGAGGCGCAAGAAUGGGCGUCGCCAACUUUCAUCAUUCCAAAGAAGGACAGUAGGCUUCCGCGAACGGAGAAGCCGUCUGAAGGGAAGAGUCCAAAUAAGGCAAAAGAGACAGUACAAGAUCAAUGAAAACUUGAAAAGAAUUUGA
Messenger RNA from Cylindrotheca closterium, 276 nucleotides. NCBI's taxonomy places the organism in Eukaryota, Bacillariophyta, Bacillariophyceae, Bacillariales, Bacillariaceae. The record is from the annotation of a GenBank genome assembly.